Messenger RNA from Lontra canadensis (Northern American river otter), 1750 nucleotides. RefSeq names its product CD3e molecule associated protein (gene POLR1G). The coding region runs from base 23 to 1591 and encodes 522 amino acids. The record is from RefSeq and is a predicted model, not a curated record. Lineage: Eukaryota; Metazoa; Chordata; Mammalia; Carnivora; Mustelidae. The transcript is spliced from 3 exons. Gene Ontology annotation, biological process: transcription by RNA polymerase I.
UGAGGAAGGCACGGGUCACGGGAUGGCGGGCACCCCGUCCGGCGGUGCUGCUCCGUUCUCCUGUCCCCCCAACUUUACCGCGACAUCCCCAGCUUCAGAGCCCACUCGUUUCUCUCUGGAGGUGUUAAGGGACCCAGAUACGGAACUGUGGCUUAUCCAGGCUCCUGUAGACUUCGCCCCAGACUGCCUCAAUGGCCGGCUGGUGCCUCUCUCGGGCUCCCAGAUUGUGAAGGGCAAGUUGGCAGGCAAGCGGCACCGCUACCGGGUCCUCAGAAGCAGCGGCCCCCAGGCUGGAGAAGCAAUCCUGCUGGCUCCCUCAGGGGAGGCUGGAGGGGGACUCACCUGUGCCCCAGCCCCCCAGGGCAGCCUAAGGAUCUUUGACGGUCCCCAAGAAUCCCCACCCGGGACCCUGCUGCAGCCCAUCCCAGCAAGCCCCCCGCCACAGAUACCCCCUGGCCUGAGGCCUCGGUUCUGUGCCUUUGGAGGCAGCCUACCAGUAACAGGGCCUGGGUCCAUCUUGGCACUGAAGUCGGGAGCCUCAAGGAAGAGGAAGAAGAAGAGACAUACACCAGAAGCCUUAGUUCCCCAGGAGGUGGUUAAUGGGCUUGGGGCCCUGGAGGUGGACACAGUUUUAGGGUCUCCAGAUGGGGACGUGGGGAAGAAGAAAAAAAAGCAGGAGCUGAGGGAACCAGUGGUGAUGGAGCCCUUGGCAGCAGAGCCCAUGGCUGAGACAUCGGAGCCCCCGGGAGCACCGUUCCCGUCCACCACCACCAAGAAGAAGAAAAAGAAGCCCCAAGGGGCAGAAACAGAUGAACCAGAAGAGCAGAAGCCAGCGCCUGAAGAAAAGACAGUGGAGCUGGAACGCACAAUUAAAAAGGAGCCUCUGGAAGAGACGGUCUUGUCUCCCACCAGGAAGAGGAAGAGGCAGAAGGGGACGGAAGGCUGGGAGCCAGGGGAAGGGAUGCCAGCCGAGGCUCUGCUCCCGCUGAAGGUGGAGCCCCAGGAGGAAGCCAUCCCACUGCUCUCGAAGAAGAAGAAGAAAGAAAAGGGGUACAAAGUCAUGAUGGAGCCUGCGACCGAGGCGACAGAGCUGGAGAUGGGCCCUCUGGUGCUCCCAGGGGAGAUAAUGGAGCCCAAACUACCACAUGAAGUUGAGCCUGAGUCUGAGGCUGCUCAGGCAUCCACCAAAAAGAGGAGGAAGAAAGAAAAGUGGCCAAACGCGACGGGGGAGCCAGGGGAGUCUCAGAUGGAGCCUGAGCCGCCUGGGGACCUCGAGCUGCAAACAGGCCUAGCAGCCACCGAGAAGAAGAAGAAGAAAGAACGCGGCCACAAAGCGACGGAGCCAAGGGCCGAGAUGAGCGCCCCACAGGCUGAGGUGUUGGAGCUGGAGCUGCUGGGCGAGGGGGAGCCCGAGGCCAGGGCAGAUCCAGCAUCCACCAAGAAGAGGAAGAAGCGGGGCCGGGAAAGUGGGGUGCCGGAGACGGCGGCCCAGGAGGAGAUGCCCAGACCGCUGCUGCAUCCAGAGUCCGGGGAGGGGGCUCCCGCAGGACGGGAGAAGAAGCAGAAGAAGCUACAGCAGGAUCCCAUGUAGUCUCCUCCUGGGAAACUGAGGGCUACCAUUAAGAAAAGCUGGAGGUGACCACCUGGACCAGCAGAGAGCGAGCACAGAGGACCCUGGUCUCCCCUCCGCCCCGGGUGACUGCCCCGGCACACCAGCAGCAGCCUGGGCCAGGAAAAUGCUUUAUUGUUA